CUGAUCACUCACACUCGCCGGAAAGGAUUGUGAAGUCUAAUGGAACAGGUUCAUGGGUCACAUAGUAAAGCAGCAAAAUUUUCACCAAAAGAUGUUAUUAGCAGCAUGCCUGAUAGUGUGAUAACUAAUAUUUUGGAUCGUUUGCCAUUAGAAGAGGCGGUCAGGACUAGUAUUUUGUCAAGAAACUGGGGAUUUAAGUGGGGCCUGCUUAGCCAACUCAUAUUUGAUGAUGAAUUUGUUGAGCAAUUAGAUAUGAGGGAUAUAAUAAUUAAACUUCUCCGUCAUCUUACAGGUGCCAUUACAAAAAUUUAUCUCCAUAUACCAGGUGAGGCCGACUUGGUUGUUGAGGAUAUUAAUCGUUGUUAUACACUCUUGUCAAGAAUAGGAAUUAAGGAGUUCACACUUAUUAAUGAAGCUGAAUUACCGUUUAAGUUACCUACCCAUCUUUUCUCAUCUCUAAAUUUGGAACAUUUGAAGCUUUGUUUUUGUUCCUUUCAUCCUCCGCCUACUUUCCGUGGUUUUCCAAACCUAUUGAGCUUACACUUGUAUGUGGUAGACUUUGGAGACUACACAUUUGGAGAAUUAGUCAGUUCGUGUCCCUUACUUGAGAUUCUGAUUAUUAAUGAUAACCAUCACAAACCUCAAUUCCAAGUGAAAUUGGCUGAUAUUGCAAAACUUGGUAACCUGAAAAAGUUAUCUUUGUCGCCGUGUUUUCUUGACAAUACAACAACGAUAAGAAGUUCCAACGUCUUUCAGAAUACGUCUCCUUUUUCAAAACUUGUGGAGCUUUAUCUCUUUUAUAGAUCGAAUCACACAGAAGCUGAUGUUAAAAAAUGGGUCCCUACUUCAUUUCCAUGCCUCAAGACUCUAGAAUUGCAUUCAAUAAAUCUGGGCCGUGGUAGUAUUUUACCAUAUGUUUAUGAAAUGAUCUGGGGCUUUUCAAAUUUGCAGACACUCAAAAUCGUGAGUGCAUACAACCCACCACAUGUCAAGGCUUCUUCAGAGGUAAACGGCAGAGCAAUGGGGACGUUGCAGCUUCAGAAUAUAGUGUUGGUAUCAAUCGAAGAUUUAAAGAAUGAAGUUGGUUUGAUAAAGUCUUUACUUGCUUGUUCACCCUUGCUAAAGAAGAUGGAAAUUUAUCCCAGCCUGUCUCUGGGGCCCGAUGAGAGGUUUACGCUUGCUACAAAGUUGUUGAGGUUCAAUCGAGCUUUCACAGCUGAGAUAGCGUUAUACCCGGAUUUGGAACCAUAUUACUUCGGGAAAGCCAUGUCACCGAUGUCAUAUCUUGCUUUGGUAGCCUGGGGACGUUUGCGUGCAGUUGACCUGCUUCACAAUUUUGCAAAAGCUUGGCUGCAUCUCUAUGCUGAUUGGGCAAAAUGCCCCAGUACCAGAAAAUCUGUUUCUGGAUUUUGUGUUUAUCUUGGAAAUUCUUUAAUUUCUUGGAAAAGCAAGAAGCAAGCAACUAUUUCAAGGUCCUCUACAGAGGUUGAAUAUAGAUGCAUGGCUUCAGCUACCUGUGAAAUUAUCUGGAUUUCUAGUGUCUUGUCUGAUCUUGGGUUAACAGAUUUGCUUCCUAUAAGUAUGUUCUGUGAUAACAGUUCUGCUAUUCAAUUGGCUGCUAAUCCUGUCUUUCAUGAAAAAUCAAAGCACUUUGAGAUUGAUGUUCACCUUGUCAGAGAAAAGGUGGCUGAUAUUUUUACAAAAGGUUUGGGGGAGGCUCAUCAUAAGGAUCUUUGUAAGAAACUCAAUUUGUGUGACAUGUUUACAAGGUCUAAACCUGUUUAUUUGUUAAAGUAUAGUAUAGGGUCUAUUUCUGUCUCAGUCUAUUGUGCAGAUUUGCACAAGGUAAGAGAUGCUGGCGACAAAUGUGGGGAAUUUCUCAAUCAAAGUCCAUUACUUGAGAUUUUGAAAAUUACCGGUAAUAGUCUUGAAGGUUCAAGUAUCGUUCAACUUUUGGGGCUUUUCCCAAAACUUCGGGAGCUUACUCUAGAUUCUUCGAUCUGCAAGGUGGAGCAAAUGAACGAGUAUGACAUCUCAUCGCGCACACCUCCUCCUUCAGGGGUACACCCCACAAUAGCCGGGCAGCUACAACUUCAGAAACUGGUGUUCAAAGAUCUGAAAGACUCGGAGAAUGAAUUGUGUUUGAUAAAGGCAAUACUCAGUUGUUCCCCCAAGCUAACGAAAAUGGACGUGUUUGCGGACGUUUUUAAUGGUGGCGAUGUGAACCUUAUGCUGACUAGCAUGUUUUUGAAUCUCCAACAAGCCUACCCGAAAGUUAAAAUUGUCCUCCACUAAUUUUUGAACUGCGUUCUUUUAGUGACAAUAGGCAUAUUUUUGUAAGACAACUUUUCUUUUCUUCUAUCUUGUAGAGGUUUAUGAGUUUAUCUGAAAGUAGGUUCUUCUCAAAAACUAAGAUAUAGUACAAUUAAUAGAUCGAAAAU
Molecule: messenger RNA, 2441 nt
Organism: Erigeron canadensis
Lineage: Eukaryota; Viridiplantae; Streptophyta; Magnoliopsida; Asterales; Asteraceae
Exons: 10
Coding region: 40-2295 (751 amino acids)
Molecular function (GO): protein binding
Source: RefSeq, a predicted model, not a curated record